GUUCAAACUACAUUGCCCGUGGGACAAACACCGCGAUAAACCGAACUUGAGUGUCACAACAAGCGUUGCACUUCAGAUUCAAUAGUACGGAGGCGCACGGGUCCUUUUUGCACUUCGGUUUGCAUCGGAGGGUUUUCCUGAUGUUGGCAUUUCCAUGGACAAAAUCAACCCGAACCGUGACGCACCCUUUGGGAAUGAUAGCUGGCCUUCGUCAAGUUGUCACCGGCCUCACAGAACUCCGCCGGAGAGACAAAAAGUUGUUGUGCACAAGUAUGUGCGUCGGCAGUGGCACGGGUGCGGCAGGUAUCUUCGUGAACGAGGUACAAUCACUUCUUGGAGCCAAGUUAUAGUUUUCGAAUUGUUUGUAUUUGAUCGAGGUGUAUGUGUAUUGUACAUAUUCAUAACUGCUUUCUCGAACAAGUCUCGAAUGGUAUAUCUCGAACUUAUUUGGCCGCUGCCAGCGCCGCAUCCACGA
Messenger RNA from Suillus discolor, 475 nucleotides. RefSeq lists its product as uncharacterized. Gene Ontology annotation, molecular function: acyltransferase activity, transferring groups other than amino-acyl groups. The transcript has 4 exons. The coding region runs from base 141 to 350 and encodes 69 amino acids. The record is from RefSeq and is a predicted model, not a curated record. Lineage: Eukaryota; Fungi; Basidiomycota; Agaricomycetes; Boletales; Suillaceae.